CACAGAGAGAGUGUUUUUCCCACUGGCCCGGAGGAGAGGACGUCAUUCUGGAAUCGUGACUUUCAACAGACUCGAACUCUCUAUACCAUGGCCAUGUCCCUUACGCGGACAGCCCUCAGGGCGCCGCAAUCGCGUCUCAUUACAGCUGCCGCCACCAUCACAGCUCGAUCUAUCGCCGCGCACCGGUCGUUCAGCACCACCAACCAUGCUCUACUCCCCUCCGGCUUCGGAUCUCCCGUCUUGCCUUCAUACUUCUCGAAGCCCCGGCUGCCGGCCAAUACGGUGGUCCGGUUUGUGCCUCAGCAGACGGCUUGGAUCGUUGAGCGCAUGGGAAAGUUCAACCGUAUUCUUGACCCCGGUCUGGCUAUCCUCGUGCCUUUUAUCGAUCGAAUCGCAUACGUCAAAAGCCUCAAGGAAGUUGCCAUUGAGAUACCCAGCCAAAGCGCCAUCACUGCGGACAACGUUACUCUAGAGCUUGACGGUGUUUUGUUCACCCGCGUCUUUGAUGCGUAUAAAGCAAGCUAUGGAGUUGAAGAUGCCGAAUAUGCCAUCUCUCAGCUUGCCCAAACGACCAUGCGAUCCGAGAUCGGUCAAUUGACUCUCGACCACGUCCUCAAGGAGCGUGCUGCCCUCAACACUAACAUCACCGCUGCUAUCAACGAUGCCGCCGAAGCCUGGGGAGUGACCUGCUUACGUUACGAGAUUCGAGAUAUCCAUGCUCCUGGCGCCGUCGUCGAGGCCAUGCACCGGCAGGUCACUGCCGAGCGUUCCAAGCGUGCUGAGAUUCUUGAGUCCGAAGGUCAGCGACAAAGUGCCAUCAACAUCGCUGAGGGUAAGAAGCAGAGUGUCAUUCUUGCUUCCGAGGCUUUGCGCGCCGAGCGAAUCAACGAAGCCGAUGGUGAAGCCGAAGCCAUCCGUCUUAAGGCUACUGCCACUGCUCAAGGCAUCGAUGCUGUCUCUGAGAGUAUCCUGAAGGGUGAUGCUGGUGCCCAGGCUGCCGUCAGCUUGAGGGUUGCUGAGAAGUACGUUGAUGCCUUCGGCAAGUUGGCUCGCGAAAGCACAGCUGUCGUUGUUCCCGGCAAUGUUGGAGAUAUCAGCGGCAUGAUCGCUACUGGUCUGAGUGUUUUCGGCAAGGUUGGCCAGGCCCAGGCACAAACUAUGGCCAAGUCUCUUGUCGAGCCCAAGAAGGAAGGCUCGGAGACCGAGACUGAUACACCCUCAGAGCUUGAUAGCCAGGAGAAGCCCGGUGUCAAGGAGACAGUGAUCGAGAGCUUCAACCAGGCUGCCAAGCGAUAGGGAUAAAAUAAUAACUAGCAGCUUAUGGCAUAUUACGGACGGGACAAGAUGAAAUCACCCUUAUAUCAGCUCAUCACUCAACCACCACAUGAACAUUCCACACUACCAUGACUAUCGGCGUUCAGCGGAUGUAUUAUAGGGAUCUCUGGAGGAUCCGAGACGGCCUUGCUCACAGAGCUGGGGGAUAACGGAGAGAAACGUCAUCAUGUAACAUCAAAUUUUCUUUAUUCACAAUUUAAGCGCAUGGCAAAAGGAGGGAAAAUCACGGCUCACCAGUCUACCCACUUCUUCAAGCAUAUAAGUAGCCUGCUGUUGAAGUAGGGAGACAAAGAAUCGAACUAUUUUGACUUUUAC
Molecule: messenger RNA, 1650 nt
Organism: Fusarium oxysporum Fo47
Lineage: Eukaryota; Fungi; Ascomycota; Sordariomycetes; Hypocreales; Nectriaceae
Product: SPFH domain-containing protein
Exons: 2
Coding region: 88-1296 (402 amino acids)
Cellular component (GO): membrane
Source: RefSeq, a predicted model, not a curated record